Aspergillus steynii IBT 23096 is the source of this 315-nucleotide messenger RNA. RefSeq lists its product as uncharacterized. NCBI's taxonomy places the organism in Eukaryota, Fungi, Ascomycota, Eurotiomycetes, Eurotiales, Aspergillaceae. The transcript is spliced from 3 exons. The coding region runs from base 78 to 314 and encodes 78 amino acids. The record is from RefSeq and is a predicted model, not a curated record.
CUUCGGUCCAUCGGUUUUCAUCAAGCCCUGUAUCUACAGAUCCUCUCACUCUGUCUGUCAUCCGAUUCAGCAGCACGAUGUCCAGCUCUGACAAAGGUUUCGUUCAUACCGGUUCUGGUAUCAAUGAUCAGGGCAACCACUGGUGCUCUCGCGACCAUGGCACCGGAACUGACACCAACGGCCCAGGCCGCGGGGAUGCCUACCACUACUCGAACCGGGACGGAUCCUGGUACUAUAAAAAUCCCGACGGUAGUAGAUAUUUCAACAAUGGCAGGGGUCAGGGGUUUUACACGCCUCCUCCGGACAAGAAGUGAG